AUGAAACCAAAUACAUAUUCUAUCGUGCCAGACACCGUGGAAGCUGAAGGAACAAGCGAGACGCUCGAUGACUUCCGAAAAGAAUUUUCCAUUGAUCAGCAAGCACAGAUUCGUCUUGUCAAGGUUGCCCAUAUGCGUUACAGACACCCUGACCUGGAGGAAAUAACCAGCUUCAUGGAGGACUUUGGGAUGAUUGUUACCAAGAAGUCUGAAGACAAAGUAUGGUUCCGAGGAUAUAGUAGUGAUCAAUACGUCUACUAUGCCGAGAAAGGUGAACGACAGUUUCUUGGAGGAACUUUUGAGGUUGAGUCCUUUGCCGACCUAGAAAAGGCUGCUAAGCUCUCUGGUGCUACUGAAAUUCAAGAACUCGUUGAAGCUCCCGGAGGUGGCCAUCUCGUUACUGUAUAUGAUCCUCUCGGUUUUCCUGUCAACUUGAUGUAUGGCCAAACUCCUGCAGAAGUCCCAGAGCCUCCAACCCAGCCAGUUGUCAACUUUGUAGCUGAAAAAUCAAGAAAGAGAGCCUUCCAACGGUUUCAGCCCGGUCCAGCUGCUGUACACAAAUUAGGUCACUUUGGCAUGUCCGUUACAGACUUCCCAUCACAACUCAAGUUUUACGUGACCAACUUCAAUAUCGUUCCAACUGAUUACCUCUAUGUCGAACAUGGUGGUCAGAAGAUCAGAGCAUCCGUCUUUGCUCGUAUUGAUAGAGGUGAAGAUUACGUUGACCAUCACACCUUCUUCCUCUCUCAUGGUGCAUCCAAUCACGUUCAUCACUGCUCCUUCGAAGUACAAGAUUACGAUGCACAACAAUUGGGUCACCAGUGGUUGGCCAAGAAGGGUUACAAGUCUGUCUGGGGUAUUGGUAGACAUAUUCUUGGAUCUCAAAUCUUUGAUUACUGGUGGGACACGACUGGCAACAUGGUUGAGCACUAUGCUGAUGGCGAUGUUGUUAACAACAAGACUCCUAUAAACUAUGUAGCAGCUGGAGAUGAAUCUCUUGCAGUUUGGGGUCCUGAGCUUCCCAAGAUCUUCCUCUCAUAA
Messenger RNA from Umbelopsis ramanniana AG, 1041 nucleotides. RefSeq lists its product as uncharacterized. The record is from RefSeq and is a predicted model, not a curated record. The transcript has a single exon. Gene Ontology annotation, biological process: L-methylmalonyl-CoA metabolic process. NCBI's taxonomy places the organism in Eukaryota, Fungi, Mucoromycota, Umbelopsidomycetes, Umbelopsidales, Umbelopsidaceae. Gene Ontology annotation, molecular function: methylmalonyl-CoA epimerase activity. Gene Ontology annotation, cellular component: mitochondrion. The coding region runs from base 1 to 1041 and encodes 346 amino acids.